GGCCUGGGUGACUGUCCUCUGGUCAGAAAGCCAUGUGAGGGAAUUACUGCUGAGGCUGGACUCCGCUGCUGCCAGCCUGGUGGGACUGUGUCCUGACAUCAUUGGGAUCAUUCAGUUGUCCCUUCACCUGGCCCUGUCCCCAGGUGAAGCGCCGUCCCAGGCACUGGGGGUGUGGUGAAGCAGCCACCAGGCCUGCUCUAGGGCAGCCUACAAGCCAAUGGGGAAGACAAAUAGAAAUACCCUGAUCCUGACAAACAGCACGCAGAGAGCUGGUGGUAAGGCUGUGUGGGAGUUACCCGGUGUUUCCUGAAUGCUGGGUGAGGAAGUCCUCGCCCUAAUCCCUUUCUCUACAUUUCCUUUCCUCUGGUCCCAUGAUGGUUUGGAGCAGGGCAGCUGCGUGAAGGGCGGCCCAAAAAGGAGAUGGGCUUGUGAGGGCAUGAGUGGAUGUAAGGGAAUCAGAGUGGAGGCUGUUGAGGGGGAGAUGCGGGCAGCUUGAGCCAGGAAGCCAGGGUGUGUGGUGCGGAGAAAUGGGAUGAUUUUGGAAGUAAAGUAAACAACUUGGUGACUGGGUUGGAGGUGAGGAAUAAGGGAAAAAUAAGUGAAUUAAGACCAAUGCUUUAGAUUUCCCCACAAGACUGAGAGAGGACCUCAGCAUAGCGCCUGGCCCCUGGCGGGUGCUGAGUACAUUUCAGCAUCUGGAGAUAACUGCACACCAUCCCCUGCCACUCCCUGCCCAUCCCACCUGCUCAGACCUGCGUUCUGCCUGGGUCAGCACGUUCCUCUCCAGGUCUCAGUUUUCCCAUCUGUGGAAGGUUAACACUACUUGCCUGCCCAGUCUGGGAGGCUCAGCAGGAGAUGACUGGAGGGGUGGUCGGUACAAAGUGUCCUGCAGUGAAUCCAGGAGUGGGGACAGUGUUCAGGAGAAACUCCUGCCAUGGGCACCUGGCCAAGCAGACUCCAGCACCCAAGGGUGUUCAAGGGUCAGGACUCCGGUCAGAGGGCACACCAGCCCCUGUAGAGGCUGAGUCCCAGCACUGUCAUUUCUCACCCUCGGCUCCAGGCAGAGGCUGGAUGUUAUGUUCAGCCUUGCUCUCGAGGGGGCGCCAUUGGACAGCUGCGCCUGUGGCCAGGAGGUGGUGCAGUUGGGCUGUGGGUCCCCACUGGUCAACCCCCAUCCUUUGGGUGGCAGCCAGGUGGCCCCUUCCCUGUAGGCACAUCCCAGUUUUGGAGACUCUAAAAGAGCGUUUCCCUCCGCCCCGGCCAGAGUGGCCCUGGAGAGGCCCACAGGGCUGGGGCAGCUGCCAGGUUCGCUGCAGGCAAUGGGCUGUGACGUGCAAGGGCCAGGUCUCAGCAGGGAGUCCUCUAUGUCACUGUCUUCUAUGACGCGAAUAACAAAUAUUUUGUUUACUCGUCCUUGUUUACCCUCCUCCUCUACUUGAAAAUCGCGUUUUCCACUUCAAUUUUCCUGUGUCUCUGGUACAUGCAGGGUUGUUCCCAAUCAGCUGGUUUGAGUUUCUUGGAUGUUUAGAGAUAACAUGCAUUCCCCAUUCCCUCAACCCUGCUGUGCAACCCCCACCCCCGAACCCCGCCCAGAACAAGCUGGGGGCAGUGGUAAAGUGAUGAACUCCGCGGGGACACAUCUGAGGGGAGCCUUCGGGAAGGGGCCUGGGGCAAGGGUGUAAUAUGUUCAGGGAUGGGGAGAAAGGGCCAGAAUGCAGGGCUUGCUACUUGCUGCCCUGCCUUGCCUGGUCCUUUGCUCUCAGAGCCUCAAACAGCCAUUUUGAGAUGGAAACAGGCUUGGCAGAGGGCAGGCAGGGGCCGAGAUUCAGCAAAUCAGUGACCAAAUCAGGAUCGCUGUGAGAAUAGGAGGUGUUACUAAAAUGGCAGGAGGCGGCUGAGGGAUGGGCGGCCCCAGACCCGGAUCUCACACUGGGCAGCAGCACGGCUGAGAAAGACCCCAGUGACCUUGCCUCCCUGCUGGGCGGCCAGUGCUCUGCACAGAGCCCUGGGCAGCACAGCCCGCCUCCCACGCUGAUGUCACGACACCCAGACCUUGGAGGGCCCUCUGACUCCGCCUCCUGGGGGAAGGCACUGGAGUGGGGAGGAGAGGGCAGCAGUGCCGGCCAGAUAUCUGCCCUAGGCAGGAAAGGAGUGCCUGAGAGAGUUACACAGUAACAAACUAAAAGACCCAGAGAGACCCCCAGAGCAAGCCACGGAGCAAGACAGGAAGAGGAGACCUGUGUCUGCAGAUUGUCUGAGACCCGCCACCCUAGCUUCCCGAGCCCUCCAUGCAGGCAGCAGCUGUGGCCAGGCUGGUGGGCAGCUGAGAGUGGACAUCUGGGACCCAGGCCUCUCUCAGACACUCUCCUUGGAUAAGUCACUUCCUUCCUCCGGGCCUCAAAUUUACCAUCUGUGAAAUUGCACUUUGAAGCCUCACUGGCUGAGGUUGUUGGAGGAACAAGAACCGUGUCUGGCCAGGUGGGCAGCAGGAGCAUUUGAUAAAGGACAAUGGUGAUUCUUCAGCAGGGGGACUAUGUCUGGAUGGACCUGAGAUCUGGGCAGGAGUUUGAUGUGCCCAUCGGGGCGGUGGUGAAGCUCUGCGACUCUGGGCAGAUCCAGGUGGUGGACGAUGAAGACAAUGAACACUGGAUCUCCCCCCAGAACGCCACGCACAUCAAGCCCAUGCACCCCACGUCGGUCCAUGGCGUGGAGGACAUGAUCCGCUUGGGGGACCUCAAUGAGGCGGGCAUCCUACGCAACCUGCUCAUCCGAUACCGAGACCACCUCAUCUACACCUACACGGGCUCCAUCCUGGUGGCUGUGAACCCCUACCAGCUGCUCUCUAUCUACUCGCCAGAAAACAUCCGCCAGUAUACCAACAAGAAGAUUGGGGAGAUGCCCCCCCAUAUCUUCGCCAUCGCUGACAAUUGCUAUUUCAACAUGAAGCGCAACAGCCGUGACCAGUGCUGCAUCAUCAGUGGCGAGUCUGGGGCAGGGAAGACGGAGAGCACGAAGCUGAUCCUGCAGUUUCUGGCGGCCAUCAGUGGGCAGCACUCGUGGAUUGAGCAGCAGGUGCUGGAAGCCACUCCCAUCCUGGAAGCAUUUGGGAAUGCCAAGACCAUCCGCAACGACAACUCGAGCCGCUUCGGAAAGUACAUCGACAUCCACUUCAACAAGCGGGGCGCCAUCGAGGGCGCCAGGAUUGAGCAGUACCUGCUGGAGAAGUCACGCGUCUGUCGCCAGGCCCCCGACGAAAGGAAUUACCACGUGUUCUACUGCAUGCUGGAGGGCAUGAGCGAGGAGCAGAAGAAGAAGCUGGGCCUGGGCCAAGCCACGGACUAUAACUACUUGGCCAUGGGUAACUGCAUAACCUGUGAGGGCCGCGAGGACAGCCAGGAGUACGCCAACAUCCGCUCGGCCAUGAAGGUGCUCAUGUUCACUGACACCGAGAACUGGGAGAUCUCAAAGCUCCUGGCCGCCAUCCUGCACCUGGGCAACCUGCAGUAUGAGGACCGCACGUUUGAAAACCUGGAUGCCUGCGAAGUCCUCUUCUCCCCAUCCCUGGCCACAGCCGCAUCCCUGCUUGAGGUGAACCCCCAGGACUUGAUGAAUUGCCUGACUAGCCGCACCAUCAUCACCCGUGGGGAGACGGUGUCCACCCCACUCAGCAGGGAGCAGGCACUGGACGUGCGAGACGCCUUUGUCAAGGGGAUCUACGGGCGGCUCUUUGUGUGGAUCGUGGACAAGAUCAAUGCAGCGAUUUACAAGCCCCCCUCCCAGGAGGUGAAGAACUCUCGCCGGUCUAUCGGCCUCCUGGAUAUCUUUGGGUUCGAGAACUUUGCCGUGAACAGCUUCGAGCAGCUCUGCAUCAACUUUGCCAACGAGCACCUGCAGCAGUUCUUUGUGCGGCACGUGUUCAAGCUGGAGCAGGAGGAGUACGACCUGGAGAGCAUCGACUGGCUGCACAUCGAGUUCACAGACAACCAGGAUGCCCUGGACAUGAUCGCCAACAAGCCCAUGAACAUCAUCUCCCUCAUCGACGAGGAGAGCAAGUUCCCCAAGGGCACGGACACCACCAUGUUGCAUAAGCUGAACUCCCAGCACAAGCUUAACUCGAACUACAUUCCCCCCAAGAACAACCACGAGACCCAGUUUGGGAUCAACCACUUUGCAGGUGUCGUCUACUAUGAGACCCAAGGCUUCCUGGAGAAGAACCGGGACACCCUGCACGGGGACAUCAUCCAGCUGGUCCACUCCUCCAGGAACAAGUUCAUCAAGCAGAUCUUCCAGGCCGACGUUGCCAUGGGCGCCGAGACCAGGAAGCGCUCACCCACACUCAGCAGCCAGUUCAAGCGGUCGCUGGAGCUGCUGAUGCGCACGCUGGGUGCCUGUCAGCCCUUCUUCGUGCGCUGCAUCAAGCCCAAUGAGUUCAAGAAGCCCAUGCUGUUCGACCGGCACCUGUGUGUGCGCCAGCUGCGGUACUCAGGGAUGAUGGAGACCAUCCGAAUCCGCCGAGCCGGCUACCCCAUCCGCUACAGCUUCGUGGAGUUCGUGGAGCGCUACCGAGUGCUGCUGCCCGGCGUGAAGCCAGCCUACAAGCAGAAUGACCUCCGGGGGACAUGUCAGCGCAUGGCUGAGACUGUUCUGGGCACCCACGAUGACUGGCAGAUUGGCAGAACCAAAAUUUUUCUGAAGGACCACCACGACAUGCUGCUGGAGGUGGAACGGGACAAGGCCAUCACCGACAGAGUCAUCCUCCUCCAGAAGGUCAUCCGGGGGUUCAAAGACAGGUCCAACUUCCUGAAGCUGAAGAACGCUGCCACGCUGAUCCAGAGGCACUGGCGGGGCCACAACUGCAGGAGGAACUACGGGCUGAUGCGGCUGGGCUUCCUGAGGCUGCAGGCUCUGCACCGCGCCCGGAAGCUGCACCAGCAGUACCGCCUGGCCCGCCGGCGCAUCAUCGAGUUCCAGGCCCGCUGCCGCGCCUACCUGGUGCGCAAGGCCUUCCGCCACCGCCUCUGGGCCGUGAUCACCGUGCAGGCCUACGCCCGGGGCAUGAUCGCCCGCAGGCUGCAUCGGCGCCUCAGGGCCGAGUACCUGCGGCGCCUGGAGGCUGAGAAAAUGCGGCUGGCGGAGGAGGAGAAACUCCGGAAGGAGAUGAGCGCCAAGAAGGCCAAGGAGGAGGCCGAACGCAAACAUCAGGAGCGUCUGGCCCAGCUGGCUCGUGAGGAUGCAGAGCGGGAGCUGAAGGAGAAGGAGGAGGCUCGGCGCAAGAAGGAGCUCCUGGAGCAGAUGGAGAGGGCCCGCCACGAGCCUGUCAAUCACUCAGACAUGGUGGACAAGAUGUUUGGCUUCCUGGGGACUUCGAGUGGCCUGCCAGGCCAGGAGGGCCAGGCGCCUAGUGGCUUUGAGGACCUGGAGCGCGGGCGGAGGGAGAUGGUGGAGGAGGACCUGGACGCGGCCCUGCCCCUGCCUGACGAGGACGAGGAGGACCUCUCCGAGUAUAAAUUCGCCAAGUUUGCCACCACCUACUUCCAGGGCACCACCACGCACACCUACACUCGACGGCCGCUCAAGCAGCCACUGCUCUACCACGAGGACGAGGGCAACCAGUUGGCGGCCCUGGCAGUCUGGAUCACUAUCCUCCGGUUCAUGGGGGACCUCCCAGAGCCCAAGUACCACACGGCCAUGAGUGAUGGCAGCGAGAAGAUCCCUGUGAUGACCAAGAUUUACGAGACCUUGGGCAAGAAGAUGUACAAGAGGGAGCUGCAGGCCCUGCAAGGCGAGGGCGAGGCCCAGCUCCCCGAGGGGCAGAAGAAGAGCAGUGUGAGGCACAAGCUGGUGCACUUGACCCUGAAGAAGAAGUCCAAGCUGACAGAGGAGGUGACCAAGAGGCUGCAUGACGGGGAGUCCACGGUACAGGGCAACAGCAUGCUGGAGGACCGGCCUACCUCCAACCUGGAGAAACUGCAUUUCAUCAUUGGCAACGGCAUCCUGCGGCCUGCACUCCGGGAUGAGAUCUACUGUCAGAUCAGCAAGCAGCUCACUCACAACCCGUCCAAGAGCAGCUAUGCCCGGGGCUGGAUCCUUGUGUCUCUCUGCGUGGGCUGCUUCGCCCCCUCCGAGAAGUUUGUCAAGUACCUGCGGAACUUCAUCCAUGGUGGACCACCUGGCUACGCCCCGUACUGUGAGGAGCGGCUCAGGAGGACCUUCGUCAAUGGGACUCGGACACAGCCGCCCAGCUGGCUGGAGCUGCAGACCCUCCUGGGUCACUUUCAGGCCACCAAGUCCAAGAAGCCCAUCAUGUUGCCUGUGACGUUCAUGGACGGGACCACCAAGACCCUACUGACAGACUCGGCGACCACAGCCAAGGAGCUCUGCAGCGCGCUGGCAGACAAGAUCUCGCUCAAGGACCACUUUGGGUUCUCCCUCUACAUCGCCCUGUUUGAUAAGGUGUCCUCCCUGGGCAGCGGCAGUGACCACGUCAUGGACGCCGUCUCCCAGUGUGAGCAGUAUGCCAAGGAGCAGGGCGCCCAGGAGCGCAACGCCCCGUGGAGGCUCUUCUUCCGCAAGGAGGUCUUCACGCCCUGGCACAACCCCUCUGAGGACAACGUGGCCACCAACCUCAUCUACCAGCAGGUGGUGCGCGGGGUGAAGUUCGGGGAGUACAGGUGUGAGAAGGAGGAUGACCUUGCUGAGCUGGCCUCCCAGCAGUACUUUGUGGACUAUGGCUCCGAGAUGAUCCUCGAGCGCCUCCUGAACCUUGUGCCCACCUACAUCCCCGACCGCGAGAUCACGCCCCUGAGGACGCUGGAGAAGUGGGCCCAGCUGGCCAUUGCUGCCCACAAGAAGGGGAUUUAUGCCCAGAGGAGAACUGAUGCCCAGAAGGUCAAAGAGGAUGUGGUCAAUUAUGCUCGCUUCAAGUGGCCCUUGCUCUUCUCCAGGUUCUACGAAGCCUACAAGUUCUCAGGCCCCAGCCUCCCCAAGAACGACGUCAUUGUGGCCGUCAACUGGACAGGCGUCUAUUUCGUGGAUGAGCAGGAGCAGGUGCUUCUGGAGCUGUCCUUCCCCGAGAUCAUGGCCGUGUCCAGCAGUCGGGGAGCGAAACUGACAGCCCCCAGCUUCACGUUGGCCACCAUCAAGGGGGAUGAGUACACUUUCACCUCCAGCAACGCUGAGGACAUCCGUGACCUAGUGGUCACCUUCCUGGAGGGGCUCCGGAAGAGGUCUAAGUAUGUGGUGGCCCUGCAGGACAAUCCCAACCCUGUGGGUGAGGAGUCAGGCUUCCUCAGCUUUGCCAAGGGGGACCUCAUCAUCCUGGACCACGACACAGGCGAGCAGGUCAUGAACUCGGGCUGGGCCAACGGCAUCAAUGAGAGGACCAAGCAGCAUGGGGACUUCCCCACCGACUGCGUGUAUGUCAUGCCCACUGUCACCAUGCCACCACGGGAGAUUGUGGCCCUGGUCACCAUGACCCCCGACCAGAGGCAGGAUGUUAUCCGGCUCCUACAGCUGCGAACGGCAGAGCCUGAGGCGCGCGCCAAGCCCUACACGCUGGAGGAGUUUUCCUAUGACUACUUCAGGCCGCCGCCCAAGCACACACUGAGCCGCGUGAUGGUGUCCAAGGCCCGUGGCAAGGACCGGCUCUGGAGCCACACGCGGGAGCCGCUCAAGCAGGCGCUGCUCAAGAAGAUCCUGGGCAGUGAGGAGCUCUCGCAGGAAGCCUGCAUGGCCUUCAUCGCUAUGCUCAAGUACAUGGGUGACUACCCAUCCAAGAGGGUGCGCUCAGUCAACGAGCUCACUGACCAGAUCUUUGAAGGUUCCCUGAAGGCUGAGCCCCUCAAGGACGAGGUGUAUGUGCAGAUCCUGAAGCAGCUGACAGACAACCACAUCAGGUAUAGUGAGGAGAGGGGCUGGGAGCUGCUCUGGCUGUGCACAGGGCUCUUCCCGCCCAGCAACAUCCUCCUGCCCCACGUGCAGCGCUUCCUGCAGUCCCGUAAGCACUGUGUGCUGGCCAUUGACUGUCUGCAGCGGCUCCAGAAAGCCCUGAGAAACGGGUCCCGGAAGUACCCCCCACACCUGGUGGAGGUGGAGGCCAUCCAGCACAAAACCACCCAGAUUUUCCACAAGGUGUACUUUCCUGAUGACACGGACGAGGCCUUCGAGGUGGAGUCCAGCACUAAGGCCAAGGACUUCUGCCAGAACAUCGCCGCCCGGCUGCUCCUCAAGUCCUCGGAGGGAUUCAGCCUCUUUGUCAAAAUUGCAGACAAGGUCAUCAGCGUCCCUGAGAACGACUUCUUCUUUGACUUUGUUCGACACCUGACGGACUGGAUAAAGAAAGCACGGCCCGUAAAGGAUGGAAUUGUGCCCUCGCUCACCUACCAAGUGUUCUUCAUGAAGAAGCUGUGGACCACCACGGUGCCAGGGAAGGACCCCAUGGCUGAUUCCAUCUUCCACUAUUACCAGGAGUUGCCCAAGUAUCUCCGCGGCUACCACAAGUGCACGCGCGAGGAGGUGCUGCAGCUGGGGGCGCUGAUCUACAGGGUCAAGUUUGAGGAGGACAAGUCCUACUUCCCCAGUAUCCCCAAGCUGCUGCGGGAGCUGGUGCCCCAGGACCUCAUCCGGCAGAUCUCACCUGAUGACUGGAAACGGUCCAUCGUCGCCUAUUUCAACAAGCACGCAGGGAAGUCCAAAGAGGAGGCUAAGCUGGCCUUCCUGAAGCUCAUCUUCAAGUGGCCCACCUUUGGCUCAGCCUUCUUCGAGGUGAAGCAAACUACGGAGCCCAACUUCCCUGAGAUCCUCUUAAUUGCCAUCAACAAGUAUGGGGUCAGCCUCAUCGAUCCCAGAACCAAGGACAUCCUGACCACUCACCCCUUCACCAAGAUCUCCAACUGGAGCAGUGGCAACACCUACUUCCACAUCACCAUUGGGAACCUGGUGCGCGGAAGCAAACUUCUCUGUGAGACGUCACUGGGCUACAAGAUGGAUGACCUCCUGACUUCCUAUAUUAGCCAGAUGCUCACGGCCAUGAGCAAACAACGGGGCUCCAGGAGUGGCAAGUGAACAGUGGGAAGGUGGCGCUGGCUCCAGGCCUGCUCUCUAGGCAGCAGCUGGCUCCCAACCAUCAGCCACCUCUGCACCGGGGGAAGACCUGUGCCGUCCAGGCAGACUGACCACUGACCACACCAAUGUGACCUCUGACCCUUCUUCCAGCAAGGCGGCCUUGCCGGGAUGCAGAGCUCCCCUCCGUCCACCCUGGAAGCAUCUGGUGGGUUCCAGUCCUGGCUUGCUGAGACCUUCCCAGUUGUAAGAGCCUAUGUUCCUUGGACGCCACUCUUAUCUCAGACCAGCCCUACCAUGUCAUACUGUGAACAACCAAACCACCAAACCAAGAAUACUCUGAAACCUGAGUCCAGAAACCUUUGCGGUAGGUGAGGGGCACAGACCAACUUUAUACACUACAGUGUGGGUGCUAAGCCCCCGUUCGAGUCUCCCCUGAUCACCUCAGAGCAUAAGCACGUGCUUCACUUUCUGGUCCUAUAGCAUCUUUGCUGGGGGAAGGGGAGGGGCAGGGAGUAUGUGGAGGCAGGGCAGGGGCCUGUGUGGGAGUAGCCUAUAUACCUGUCUCCUUGGUCUGUGUGUGCAGGCUGGUCUGGGUUUGGGGGUUGAGGUGCCUGAGCCCGUGGUGUGCUAGAAAGCGGCUUCAGUAGGGACUGGCUGGGACUGGGGCAGGUCGGGGGGCAAAUGCUGGACGUCAGCCUGGAAGGUGGAGACCUAAGUGUGGAUGCACUGGAGAGCUAGAGGGGGAACUGUGUGACCAGGCGGGAACAACCAAGUUUGGACAUGACCUGGGCAGGUCUAGGGGUGAGGGCUUCAGACAGGGAAGGUGUGAUUUGGUGGGGGGGACAUCCUUCUGGGCUAAGGCUGGGAUGAGUGCCUAGAGAAGUGAUGGGAGAAUCCCCCUGAGGUGGGCGUGUUUGUGAUCUGCCCCCAAGGUUCCCUCGACCUUCAGCAGAAAUAGCCACGUCCCACUUGCCCUUCCACACUGAAGUGUCUGGGGUCACCUGCAUCUAGGUGACAAAGCACUCCAUGGGGACUGCUAUUCCUAUUUUCUCCAGAUGCUGUGUGGGAGGGGAGGGGCCGGUUGUCGAAAUGGAAGUCUCAAACCAGACAGCUCUGCUUUCUCGGGUGACGGGUUGUCUGAGGUAGCCCUGCCCCACCAGUGUUUACAUUACUCCACAGUCAGCCCAGGAUAAACUGGAGCCACACAUCUGCCCCCACACAUCGUCAUACAGAUGGAGAUACUGAGGCCUGGAGGAGGAGUUUGAAUAGGUAGAGGUCACAUAGUAGAACUCAGUUCACUGCUUCUAACAUUAGACUCCCAGACAGACGUUCUAAGCUCUAGUUUCCCUUCAAGGCCAAAGGCUACUGGGUGGUCAUGGGAUUAUGCCCAUCAUCCCCCCUGGGGAUUCAGCCAAUGACAAGCUAUCAGGAAGCACUGCACACUGGAGGACAGAAUGUGUGCGUUGGGUAAGAUCUUUGCCCCUGACUCACUCAUGCCCAUGCCACCUCUCAUUCUGACUCAGGAUGGCAUCACUUUGGCACUCAUCCCCUAGUGAGUGACCACAGAGGGAUCCAAAAAGUGUAUCAUUUACCUUCUGGGUUCCUGAGAGGUCUCCUUUAUUUACAUGCUGAUGUUCACCACAGCCACUCCUGUAACGGGGAACAUCAUGAAGGGUAAGGAUGAGACAAAUCCCGUGACAUGGGAGUGUAACCAGUUCCAACUCCAAGACCACGACUAUUUUUCCUUUGCUGUUCCCCUUGAGAUAAAAGGCUAGACCAGAAAGGUUUUCCUGAGAGCUUCCAUGGCUCUUCUGCAUGCCUUUCCUGACCACUUUCUACCAUCAGGUCACCCUGGGGCACAAAGAGGAAAAAGGGGAGAAAUUGUCUAAUUCUUCUUGGAAGACAGCCCAAAGGGGGAAAGCAACAUGCUGGAUGUGGUUUAAAAAAAAAAUCAUAAAAGAGGAUUAUUGGGAGAAUUCAAAAGUGGAAGGCUUUGGGGAUUCUGUUUUGGGAAGGGGACCUUCAUCGAGGGAUCGUUAAAUCAUUCGUCUCCAAUGUAGGCCUCUCUUCUGGCUUCUGAUGUGGGUGCUUGGGUGAGUUCAAAGGCCAUCUUGGUGGACACUGGUUAUCAAGGCAUCAGUGGUUGGGUAGUUUCCUGGACUGGCUCUGGAUUGAUGGACUGAGAGCCUGGGAGUUCCCCUACACUCUUGGUUAAAGUCUCAGGGCUUUCCAUAACAUUCAAAGCUGCUUCAUUCUCUGUGUUUUCCUUUUGGAGGCUUACACUUGGAGUUUCUGUGGGAUAGAAAAGACAAAAACACAGAUUGCGCCAGUGUCACUUCUCCAAUCUCUGUGGUCAUCUGGUAAAAUCUUAGUCAUCUUUAAAAUGUUAGCCCCUCACUUACCAUCUCAGGGUCUUUCCCCCUAUUCUCUCCCUAGCCAGGCUUUGGGCAGACUCUGCGAUGGUCCUCCAAUCCAUCACAAUGCUGGAAUUUGAGUCUGUUGUGUGAGGUUCUAGCUCACCAUGGAAGGCAGAGACUGACAUUUACUUAAAGUUCAUGCAUUUCACAACCAUUGCUUCCAAAUCAGUUUGAACAGAAAAAUGACUGUAUCUUCCAUUAGAAUGGGAGCUUUUCAAGGACAGUGACUUUGUCUUGCUUGCCUCCACAUACACAGUGCUCAGGAGUGUCUUGCCAGCCAGAAAUUGCUGUAAACACAGUAAUUGCUCAAAAAAUGUUUUUUUUAAAGAUAGAAAAAAAAGAUGGAGACUUUUUUCUAGUAAUGGAGCUAGGAAAUGGACUCUUCUCAGAGACAAACUAAAAACUGGGUAAUAUACAAAACCAACAAAACAUCUUAAAAUUAUCUAAGAGUUUACAAUAUGGUGAGGAACUGUGAAGCUGAAAUCUAGAAGAAAGUGCGAAUCCAAAGAAAUCCAGAAUUCAAUUAUUUUUGCCCCAAGUGUGACUUCACUCUUGAAGAAACAGUUCCACCCAUGAGGUCCAUUUUUUGUCAGCUUCACAGAAAGAAGGGGAUUUUUAUUGCACUUGAAUUUGUAGGUCAAUUCCAUGACAGCCAGUAUCUAUAAUAUUAGGUUUUCUAAUUCAUGGAUGUUGCUCCAUUUACCUGGGUCUUCUUUCUCUCAGUAAUCUUUUGUAGUUUUUCAGUGACCAAUCAUCUAUCUUCUUUGCAAGGGCACCGAUAUUUCCCUACAAUUCCUGCUUAAGCUUUUAUGCUGUUGUAAAUGAUGGUAUUUCAAUUUAAGUUUCCAAUUACUCAUUGAUAACAUAUAGACAUACAAUUGAUUUUUUUGUUAUUGACCUUAUAUCCUGAGGCACUGCUGAACUCCCUUACUAGUUCUAGUAGGUUUGUUGUCUGAUUCCUUAGAAUUUUUUAAUGUAAAUAAUCUUUACUCCUCUUGCAAUCACUCCUGCAUAUCAGGAAUUUUGUUUCUUCCUUUAUGUCUGUUACUUACUAAACUUGCUAGGAUCUCCAGUACAAUGCUGAAUAGAAGUGGUGAGAGCAGGUAUCCUUGCAUUAUUUCUGACUUUAGAGGGAAAAUACUGUUUCACCAUUAAAAAUGAUAUUGGCUGGAGGUUUUCUGUAAAUAUCUUUCAUCAGAUUGAGGAAAUUUCCUUCUAUUCCUAGCUUACCCAGAGCUUUGAUCAUAAAUAGGUGUUGAUUUGUGUCAAAUAUGCUUUUUCUACUUUAUAACCUCCCAUAUUAACAAAAUACUGAUUUUCAGUGAUAUAUUCAUUUUGCACUGCUGAGACAAACCUCAGUAGCUCAUGAUGUUUUAUCUUUUAUAUAUACUAAUGGAUUCAAUCUGCUGAUAAUUUGUUCAGGAUUUUUAUGUCCAAGUUCACGAAUGAUACUGAUCUGUACAUUUUGUUCUUGCACUGUCUUUGUCAGAUUUUUAUGAGAUUAUUGCUGGCCUCAAAGAAUCAGCUAGGAAAUGUUCCUGAGUUGGUAUAAAAUUGGUAUUUCUUAAGUAUUUCAUUAACCAGUGAAACUCUUUGGGCCUGGACUUUUUCUUUGUGGUGAGAUUUUUGAUACACAGAUUUGAUUUUGAUAUAUAAUGGGGUCAUUACAAACUUCUAUUUCUUCUCUCAGUUCUGAUGUUGCAUAUUUCAAGGAAUUUGUCUAUUUCAUCUAAAAUGUCAAAUUUAAUGGCUUAAAAAUGUUCAUAAUUUUCCUUUUUAUGUCUAGGAUCUGGAGUGAUAGUCCCUCUUUCAUUAAUCAUUUAUCAUAUUGGCAAUCUCUCUUGCCCUCCUUCAUCUUACUAAGAGUUUAUCAAUUGCAGUAAUCUUUUCUAAGAAUUAAGUUUUCACUUUUAAAAUCUUCUCUUUUGUUUGUAUCUUUUCUAUCUCAAUGUUCUGUCUUUUUCUAGAUUGUUAAGGUAGAAAGUCAAUAUUAAACUAACCUUCCUUCUAACGGGUAAAGUUACAAAUUCCCCUCUAAGUCCUGCUUUAAGCUGUACCCCACCAAUUUUGCUGUUGUAUAUGCAUUAUCCUUUAAAAUAUUUUCCAAAUUCCCUCAUAAUCAAUGAAAUGUUUAGAACUACAUUAAUUUCCAGCAUCUAGAGGAUUAUCUCAGAGUUUUAUUAAUGUUUGUUUCUAAUUUAAUGUCUUUCAGGGUCACAAAACUGAUUUUGGUCCUUUGAAAUUUAUUUAUUGAUGACAUCUUUUACAUAUUCUCACUUUAGGCAUCUCUAACUAUUGUAGUUAUUUUUACUACUUCUAUUUUUAAAUUUUCAGGUGAUUCAUCUACUACCUUUAUUAUAUAUUUACAUUUUCCAGUGAGAAUUUUAUGCUUGUAUGUUUCUUUAUUAUCAAUUAGUGCCAUUUCCUUUCGGCUUAAAGAAGUCCCUUUAACAUUUCUUGUAAAGCUCGUUUAGUAAUGAACUCUUCUAGCUUUUGUUUAUCCAGGAACCUCUGGAUCUGUCCUUCAAUACUGAAUGGUAGGUAACCUUGCUGGCUAGAAAGUUCUUGGUUGGAAGUUUUUUCCUUUCAGCACCUUGAAUUUAUCAUGCCUGUCCCUUUUGGCCUGUAAAGUUUCUGCUAAAAAAUAUCUUCUGAUAGCCUUGUGGGGGUUUCCUUUGUAUGUAACAAGCUGAUUUUUGCUUGCUCCUUUUAGGAUUCUCUCUUUAUCCUUAACUUACUAUUUUAAUUGUAAUGUGUCUUAGUAUGUGUCCUUUAGGGUUAUUUGGAACUCUCCGGGCUUCCUGGAUCUGGAUGUCUGUGUUUCUCCUCAAAUUAGGGAAGUUUUCAGCCACUAUUUCUUCAAUUUAUUCUUUAGCCCUUUCUCUCUCUCUCUCCUUCUGGGAUCCCUAUAAUGCCAGUGCUAUUACAUUAUGAGACCCUUGGAACAACAUUGAGUGUAUAGUCCCUUUUUAAAAUUUUUUUCAUUUGGCUGCUGAGUUCCAGUGUUUUGUCUUCCAGCUCACUGAUGUAUUCUUCUACCUCAUCCAGUCUGCUGUUGAACCCCUCUAAUAUAUUUUUUCAGUUCAUUUAUAAUUUGUUUGGUACUUUCUUAUAUUUUCUUUCUGUUGAAGUUCUGUGUUCAUCUAUUUUUCUCCUGAGUUCAGUAAGCAUAUUUAUGACCAUUACUUUUAACUCCUUAUCAGGUAGAUUGUGUAUGUGUCACUUAGUUCUUUUUCUAAGGUUUGGUUUUGUUCUUUUGAUUGGAGCAUAUUCCUGUCUCCUCUUUUUGCCAAAUUCUCUGUGUCUACAUAUCAGGUAAAUCAGCUAUCUUGUCCAGAUUUGUUUUAUGGCUUGUCACGUGGUCCAUUUUGGGCAAAUAUGCAAUGUACAUUUGAAAAUGUUCGUAUUCUGCAGUUGUUAUUUUAUGUCAAUUAGGUCAAGUUGGCUGAAAGUGUUCAGACUUCUAUAUCCUGAUUUCUCCCAGCUUUUGUUUAAUGUGUUUUGAAUCUUUAUUAAGCAUAUAAUUAUAAUGCCUUCCUGAUAUAGUGACCGUUUCAUCAUUAUGAAAUCUGUUUCCAAUAAUACUGCAUGGUUUAAAGUUUAUUUUUUCAGAUAUUUCUUAUGCUUGUUUGCAUGGCAUUAUUUUCUCCUUUCACUUUUAAUUUGUGUUUCUGUAUUUUAAGUAUAUCUUUUGUAGACAGCACAUGGUUGGGUCUUGUUUUUUCCUCUCCAGUCUUGACAGUCUCAACUUUUGUUUUGAGUAUAUGGUCCAUUUACGUUUAAUUAAUAAAAUGGUUGAAUUUA
This is a messenger RNA of Camelus dromedarius (Arabian camel), 15284 nucleotides long. RefSeq names its product myosin VIIA (gene MYO7A). Gene Ontology annotation, cellular component: myosin complex; cytoskeleton. The transcript has 50 exons. Bases 2509 to 9063 code for a protein of 2184 amino acids. NCBI's taxonomy places the organism in Eukaryota, Metazoa, Chordata, Mammalia, Artiodactyla, Camelidae. The record is from RefSeq and is a predicted model, not a curated record. Gene Ontology annotation, molecular function: cytoskeletal motor activity; ATP binding; protein binding.